AUGGCGGAGCAACAGAAGAGUGAAUUCUCAGAAUCAGCAGCAGCAGCCCACAAAGCCCACUGUUUGGUUGUCCCGAUUCCAGGGCAAGGCCACAUCAGCCCAGUCCUCCAAUUCUCCAAGCGCUUAAUCCCCAAACGAAUCCGGGUCACCAUCGCCCCGACCCGAUUCAUCGCCAACACCGCCACCCUCACCGGCGCCGCCGGGAGCGACAUCCAUCUCAGCCCCAUCUCCGACGGCUACGACGAAGGCGGAAUCGCUUCCGCCGAGGACGGCCAGACCUACUUCGACACGUUCCAGCGAGUGGGUUCCCAAACCCUGGCCGAUCUAGUCCGUCAACAAAGGAAUUCAGGCCACCCUGUCCACUGCAUCGUCUACGACCCUCACCUUCCGUGGUGUCUCGACGUCGCCAAAGCCUUCGGCCUCAUCGGAGUCGCCUUCUUCACUCAAUCAUGCGCCGUCGACGCCAUAUUCUCCCAUGUUCAUGACGGACUCCUCAAUCCUCCCGUCCAAACCCCAGAAACCCUUACAAUUCCUGGAUUGCCGCCAUUGAAGCCUCGAGAUCUUCCUUCUUUCGUUCACGACGCAUCGUACCCGGCCUUCCUCGCCGCCAUGGUCGGUCAAUUCUCCAAUAUUCACAAUGCCGAUUGGGUUCUCUGCAAUUCGGUUUACGAGCUGGAAACAGAGGCGGCGGAUUGGCUUUCGAAGCUCUGGCCCAAUUUCAAAACAAUUGGGCCGACUAUACCGUCGUUUUAUGCCGACAACCGAUUGGUCGGCGACAAAGACUACGGUGUCAGCUUCUUCAAGCCGGAGAAUGGAGCUUGCAAUGAUUGGCUUCGUACCAAGCCGAAAGGGUCUGUUGUGUACGUGUCAUUCGGAAGCAUGGCCGAUUUGGGAACAGAGCAAAUUGAGGAACUCUGUUUCGGGUUGAAGAAUAGUAACCAUUACUUCUUGUGGGUGGUGAGGGAAUCCGAAGAGGGCAAGCUUCCUAAGAGGUUUAAGUCCGAAACCGCGGGGAAAGGGCUAAUCGUGUCGUGGUGUUCGCAGCUGGAGGUGCUGGCGAGCGGGGUUGUGGGGUGUUUUGUGACGCAUUGCGGAUGGAAUUCGACGAUGGAGGCUCUAAGUUUGGGAGUGGCCAUGGUGGCCAUGCCGCGGUGGACUGACCAGACGACCAAUGCUAAGUUUAUAACGGAUGUUUGGGGAGUGGGAGUGAGAGCUGAAGGUGAGAACGGGGUGGUGAAGAGGGAAGAGAUUGAGAGAUGUGUGAGGCAAGUCAUGGAGGGAGAGAAAGGAGAAGAGAUUAGGAAGAAUGGUGAGAAGUGGAGAAAGUUGGUGCAGGAGGCUGUUAGUGAAGGUGGAAGUUCUGAUAGAAACAUUAACGUGUUUGCUCAAAGCUUAAUACUUUCUUCCCAGAACGAUGCUUAG
This is a messenger RNA of Linum tenue, 1422 nucleotides long. NCBI's taxonomy places the organism in Eukaryota, Viridiplantae, Streptophyta, Magnoliopsida, Malpighiales, Linaceae. The record is from the annotation of a GenBank genome assembly.